GUGAAUGGAAGAGAAUACCUCUAUGACUUUUCUCCAUGCAGUCUACGCCGCUCCCUCUAUAUAACAUUACCUUGAACUAAUCUACUGAUCUUGAGAGUCCCUAGCUAGCUAACUUGCACAGAGAGAUCAGAGAUGGUCACCCUCUCGUUUUGUGUUCCAUUUCUUUUGCUAUCGACAUGCUUACUUCAUCAAUGUUUGCACUACGAGGUGGCUGCUGCUGAUCCUGUCGUUGGGUCCAAUAGAGAAGCAUUGGAGAUAAUCAUAGGUGGUGGUGGAGGUGGCAAUUAUCCUGCUCCUUCUCCUGAAUAUGUAGACUGUCCUCCUCCCCCGCCGCCCCCAUCGCCACCUCCUCCAUCUCCGCCACCGCCCCCAUCGCCACCUCCUCCAUCUCCAUCUCCACCUCCUCCAUCUCCGCCACCGCCCCCAUCGCCACCUCCUCCAUCUCCAUCUCCACCUCCUCCAUCUCCACCACCACCAUCGCCCCCGCCCCCAUCGCCACCUCCUCCAUCUCCACCACCACCAUCGCCCCCGCCCCCAUCGCCACCUCCUCCAUCUCCACCACCCCCGCUAUCGCGACUUGAACUAGUCAAACCCGUUCUUCGAAGAUUUCAAAGGAUGGCUACCUCAGACCCACAGGGCAUUUUCAAGACAUGGACGGGCAACAACAUAUGCAAGUGGAAGGGCUUAUUUUGUGACACACGUCCGGACUUCAAUCAACCAGCUCUUGCUGCAGUGGACUUCAAUGGCUACAAGCUUGGCCGUAAGGACGGCGGCAGCCUCCCUCUCACUGGCUUCAUGGACGAGUUACCAGAUAUAACCGUGUUCCACGCAAACUCCAACAAUUUCACCGGCGGCGUCCCCAAGAAGAUCAUGACACUAAAGUACUUCUUUGAGCUUGAUCUGAGCAACAACAAGUUAUCCGGCCAGUUUCCAAUGGAAGUUCUUGGAGCCACACAAUUGACGUUCUUGGACCUUCGGUUUAACUCCUUGUGCGGAACAGUUCCACCUGGAGUGUUCAACCUAGACGUGGACGUGAUCUUCAUCAAUAACAACAACUUUGUGCAAAGGCUUCCUGACAAUCUUGGCUCCACACCAGCUCUUUAUCUCACUUUUGCCCACAACAAGUUCACGGGGCAAAUCCCACGAAGCAUAGGCACUGGCAAGACUUCAGAAAACCUCAUUGAGGUGCUCUUCUUGAACAACCAGCUCUCGGGAUGCUUGCCACCCGAGAUUGGCCGCUUGAAACGGGCAACCGUGUUUGAUGUGAGCAUUAACUGGUUGACAGGUCCAAUACCCCAGUCAUUUCAGUGCCUGACGAAAAUAGCAUUGCUUAAUUUGGCUCAGAACCAAUUCUAUGGGGCGAUCCCGGAGGCCAUCUGCAAGCUACCUGACCUGUCUAAAUUCACGUUAUCACACAACUACAUCACCGAAGUCGGCCCCGAAUGCAGGAAGUUGAUAGGAAAGGGCAUUCUUGAUGUUCGAAUGAAUUGCAUUAUAGAUCUUCCAGAACAGAGAUCAAAGAAGGAAUGUGCUAAUUUUUUCACCAAGACGGCCAAGUUCCACACCUGCCCCAACGAUAAGAUGUACCUGUCUUACAUUCCAUGCAAGCGUAAGUAUUAUUCAGGUUCGGAUCAUCAACCAACGGUUGCAGCCACUUCGCCAUUGUCCUAUGACGCUCUUACGCCGCAUGGGUCGUGAUUUUCACGCUCUUUAAAUUGACCAGCUCGAUUAACGAAGAUGGGGGUCAUCGGGGGUGCCAGCUUUGCUCUUUAGUAAUUACGUGUGUCUAUAUAUAUAUAUCAUUGUCAGUAAUUGAAAAACAAUAAGUUCGUGAAUAAGCAGUACUACUUUAAUUACCAUAAUUAUUUGGCAUCUUGAUCAUGAGCAGAUGCUAAAUUGUAUUCCUCAUGAGCAAUGUUUUCCGAUAAUGUAUGAAUGAAAUAUAAUUAGCUGGUAAA
Juglans microcarpa x Juglans regia is the source of this 1958-nucleotide messenger RNA. RefSeq lists its product as uncharacterized. Gene Ontology annotation, molecular function: protein binding. The coding region runs from base 133 to 1698 and encodes 521 amino acids. Lineage: Eukaryota; Viridiplantae; Streptophyta; Magnoliopsida; Fagales; Juglandaceae. The transcript has a single exon. The record is from RefSeq and is a predicted model, not a curated record.